AUGAAUACGAUCUUGAGAAAUGCAUCUUGCUUUAAGAGAAAAGUAAAAUCUUUACGAAUAUUCGAUUCCGGGUCAUUAUCAUCUUCGUCUUCUUCCUCUUUCACUCCUCAGAAAUUCGAUGUUUUUCUCAGCUUCAGAGGCGCAGAUACUCGCAAGAACUUCGUCAGUUUUCUCUACAAAGAGUUAGUGGCUAAAAGGAUCCGGACUUUCAAAGACGACAAGGAAUUGGAGAUAGGCCGUCCGAUUUCACCUGAGCUACUCCAAGCGAUCAAAGGCUCGAGAUUCGCCAUUGUCGUCGUCUCUGCUACAUACCCAGCUUCCUUUUGGUGUCUCGAAGAGCUCGUGAAGAUUCUGGAACUCGAGCAAAAGGGUUUGCUCACUGUGUUGCCGAUUUUCUACGAGAUUGAUCCUGGGCAUGUGAGAAGACAGAUCGGAGAAGUCGCGAAACAGUUUAAGAAACAUGAGAAGAGACAUAGCAGAGAGAGAGUCCAAUCGUGGAGAAAUGCGUUGACCAGAUUAGCUAGUCUCUCCGGUGAAUGUUCAAAGAAUUGGGAAGAUGACUGCAAGCUGGUCGACGAAAUUACUGAAAGAAUAGCAAACAAGUUGUUUUCAGAGACACCAAGUAAUGGUAAUAACUUAGUUGGGAUAGAUGAACACAUGAGUCAAUUGUAUCCAUUGUUGGGUUUGGAUUCAAACGAAAGUGUUAGAGUGAUUGGGAUUUGGGGUAGAGGAAGUAUUGGUAGAUCAGCACUAGCUAGACACGUUUACGAAAACAUCUCACAACACUUUGAAGCUCAUUGUUUUCUCGAAAACGUGAGAAGGAUUUCGCUACAUUGCCGUAAAUCUCAUCUACAAGAAGAGCUUCUUUCCAAGAUGCAAGGAGAAGGCUUGAACACAAAGAGCUCUCAUAGGUGUCUUAACGCGAUCAAAGCAAGGCUCAGGAACAAGAAGAUUCUGAUUGUGGCGAACGAUGUUGAUAAGAUCGAACAAUUAGAUGCACUUGCGGAGGAAUUUAGCUGGUUUGGUUCAGGGAGUAGAAUCAUCAUAACCACACAAGACAGACAGUUGCUGAUCUCAUCGGUAGUAAAGAGUGUCUACGAAGUUGAGCUCUUGCGAUGCUACGAAGUUCGUCAGCUCUUUAGGUCAUUAGCCUUCAAAGAGAGAGAGGAUCCUGUGAGUUUCGACCCGUCUACAUAUCGAGCCUUGAAUCUUUCUGGUAAUGUUUUUUCUACCCUGAAAUAUUUAGUGGCCUUGUUGUGUGGUAGUGGUCAGCUUAGGGAAAGGAUAAAUGCAUUAGUAUAUAGUCUUUAG
Arabis nemorensis is the source of this 1311-nucleotide messenger RNA. NCBI's taxonomy places the organism in Eukaryota, Viridiplantae, Streptophyta, Magnoliopsida, Brassicales, Brassicaceae. The record is from the annotation of a GenBank genome assembly.